AUGGCUGAAGCACAUCAAGCCAUUGGUGUCUUUGAUGAGCACAAGCGUGGUGUCGAGCUGCUGUACUCAGAAGAUGGCAUCCGUGUGUCAUUUGUUAUUCCUCCACCCCACGAAAUUCGACGCAGCGUCGUCCGUGAGUUUUUUCACCUUCAACGCGCGGUGAAGCGUGGCGUGUACCCUGCACCUCCUUAUGCUGUCAUUCUGACAGUUGUCGUCAUUUCGGUGAUUGUUGUGGCGUCUCCAACAGAAUCGUGGUGGCGUAGUGGACCCGUUUCGCAAGUCGUUUGGCAUGUUGCAUGGACCGCAUUUCUCGGUCUGUUACUGCUAAUGGCAGUCCAAAGACUGUUCUUGCGAUUACUUUUAAGUUACAGAGGUUGGUUGUACCUUGCUCCACGGCAAAAGAGUCGCACUGUAAUGGCUUGGGCUGCCUUAUUAAAGAUAUUUGGCGGCCGAAACCCGCUUACGUACUCGUUUCAGGACGCACUGCCGCGACUGCCGUUACCCCCACUUAAAGACACAAUCCAGCGAUACCUUAAGUCUGUACAUCCUUUGUUGGCACCAGAUGAGUACGAGGAAGUAGUGCAAAUGGCGAACGAGUUCGUACGCAAGGAAGGUCCGAAGCUUCAGUUUUAUCUGUACCUCAAGAGUUGGUGGUCUUCCAACUACGUGACGGAUUGGUGGGAGAAGUAUGUGUACCUUAAAGGCCGCUCGUCGCUUAUGAUAAAUAGCAAUUAUUACGCGCUGCCUGGAUCCAAUCUGAAUUUCAGCCUGACAAAAAAGCCGCUUGCUCUGGCUGCCACUUUGGUACACGAGUUUCUUUUAUUCAAACAAGACCUCGACCGAGAACAGCUUGCUCCGUUGCUGAUUAGAGGCAUUGUACCACUUUGUAUGAGUCAAUAUCAGCGCAUCUUCUCGUGUACUCGUAUUCCAGGCCGAGAGACGGAUUCGUUAAAAUUGUAUCAUCAUAAGUCGAAGCACAUUGCUGUAUUUUGCCACGGUCACGUGUUCAAGAUGCCGCUGUUUGAGAAAGGGCAAUACGGUAAACUGUUAACUAAAUUUGAAAUCCAGCGACAGUUUGAGUGGAUUGAAUCGACUGCCUUGGCGAUGGAUCCUCCGUCGAAAUCGGAAGAACACUUGGCUGCAUUAACUGCUGUUGGACGUAUUGAGUGGGCCAAAAAUCGUGAGCAAUUCUUUUCUGGUGGCGUAAACAAGCGCUCGCUGGAGAUGAUCGAGUCAGCGAUUUUUGUUGUUGUGCUUCAAGACGAUGUAGCCAAAGACUGGACGUCAAUGGGCAAGAAUUUGAUUCAUGGCAAUGGCGGUAACCGGUGGUUUGAUAAGUCGUUUAAUCUGGUCAUUUACAAAAACAGUGUGGCCGGAUUUAAUGCGGAACACGCUUGGGCGGAUGCUCCUGUGAUGGCGCAUGUGUGGGAGCAAGUGUAUACUAAGCAGUGCUAUACAAUGCCUUACGAUGACAAUGGAGAUGCUUCUGUCCUAUCAGAACGCGAGCGUGUGUCAAACUUGCCUCCUUGCCGAGUGCUCACUUGGGACUUUUCAACAGGCCUUCACAGUGCUGUACUGAAGUCUCUUGAAGAAGCUAAAGAAGCUAUCAGCGACUUUGAUUUAAAGGUCAUUUCUCACACAAAUUAUGGCAAAGGAUUGAUUAAAAAAUUUCGUGUAAGUCCCGACGCUUUCAUCCAGAUGGCCCUACAACUCGCUUACUACCGUAACUCGGGUACAAUUACACAGACGUACGAGUCCAGUAUGACUCGUCUGUACCGUGAUGGUCGUACAGAGACAGUACGACCAGUGACGGAUGAGUCCAAGGCGUUUGUGCAUGGAAUGGUGGACCCGAACGUGUCAGAUGCCGAGAAGCUAAGGCUUCUUCAGCAAGCCUGUGAUGUGCAUCAAGAAAGCUACCGGAACGCUAUGAGCGGCAAAGGCAUUGACCGUCACUUGUUUACACUUUAUUGUGUGUCGGUGGGAUUUGGUAUUGAAUCGCCAUUUUUAAAUAAUGCACUAGGUCGUCCAUGGCGUCUCUCGACAAGUCAGCAGCCUCAGCAGCAGACAGACAAUUGGCGCCUUGUCGAAAAAGCACUAAAUGGUACUCAGUAUUCAAUUGAAGAUGCACGUUGCCCAGGUGGUGGUUUUGGUCCUGUCGCGGAAGAUGGCUACGGUGUGAGCUAUAUGGUCGCAGGUGAAUACAUGCUCGGCUUUCACAUUUCUAGCAAGAAAUCGUGUCCGUCUACUAGCUCGGAUAAAUUUGCCGAAGACAUCGAGAAAGCACUCGCCGACUUGAAAGCGUUGUGGCACCCGACAGAGUAG
Plasmopara halstedii is the source of this 2322-nucleotide messenger RNA. Its product is annotated as choline carnitine o. The transcript has 2 exons. Gene Ontology annotation, molecular function: carnitine O-palmitoyltransferase activity. NCBI's taxonomy places the organism in Eukaryota, Oomycota, Peronosporomycetes, Peronosporales, Peronosporaceae. The coding region runs from base 1 to 2322 and encodes 773 amino acids. The record is from RefSeq and is a predicted model, not a curated record. Gene Ontology annotation, cellular component: mitochondrion. Gene Ontology annotation, biological process: fatty acid metabolic process; carnitine metabolic process.